Haplochromis burtoni (Burton's mouthbrooder) is the source of this 5241-nucleotide messenger RNA. RefSeq names its product von Willebrand factor A domain containing 11 (gene vwa11). Lineage: Eukaryota; Metazoa; Chordata; Actinopteri; Cichliformes; Cichlidae. The record is from RefSeq and is a predicted model, not a curated record. The transcript has 18 exons. Bases 1639 to 4419 code for a protein of 926 amino acids.
AAUCUUCUUUUUUGGUACUGGUACUGGUUUUAUUUUGUUGUAUUUAUCUGUGACACCUUGAAGGCCAGUCCAUGAAAAUAUUGUCAGACAUAAACCGGUCCGUGCCGCAAAAAAGGGGACCGCUGGUGUACAACAACUGUUUACUUCUUCAUUAGUACCAAAUGGCAGACUGCCAUCUAUUACAGAAAAUUUUUUAGUGCCAGUCAUUUUCACUGAAAAUAUAUGGAAUCAGAAUUAGAUUGGCAUUGCCCUCAGUAUUAUGUUUGCUAGAAAGCUGUCCAGGCAAGCUGAGCCAUUUUCACUCUAACAGAACUCUGCUGGUCUUGUGCUGGCAUUCAAAAAAGUAACCAUCUCAGCAGCACUGUACAUCUUUCUAGUGUAUUAACAUAUAAACAUUUAUCUUAUACAUUUAAUCAUUAGUUAUUAUUAUCUCUGACUAUCUUCUACAGUGUGUCUUUUGUUCUGUGUUCUUCUCUUCACCCACAAGAAGUUGCAAGGAGGUUUCUUACUGUUAAAAGGAAGUUUUUCCUCCCCACAGUUGCCAAAAUGCUUCCUCAUGAAGGGUCAUCUUAUUGAUGGGUUUUUCUUUGUAUUAUUGUAGGGUCAUUACCUUACAAUAUAAAGCACGUUGAGGCAAUUCUUGUAGUGAUUUGAUGCUAUAUAAAUAAAACUGAAUUGAAUUGAACUGAACUGAAUUGAAAGAGUCUUGUUCACCUCACUGGUGAACAAGACUCUGAGACACUUAAACUUCUCCAUAUGGGGUUACUUUUCCCUCACUUUAAGUUCAUUAAAUCCUUUUUACAUUUUCAGACUUGGAGGAGAAAAUUUUCGUUUUCGUUUUACACUAUGCAAAUUUCCCAAGUGUAAACUUGAGGUCAACAAAAGGCAACGCGAUUUGCAAAUAGUGUAGGAGUAAACCCCAGACCACCAAAUCACCACUGGGCUGUGCCUAGAAAUUCUUCUCCAUAUAAGUUAUGAACAACACCAGGAAGGGAUGACUGCUUUCAAAAACAAAGAGGUAAAAUCUUUACUAGAGUACCUGCAACUGCAGACUUGCAAAUUGGCUCAAAUUUCAGUUCAGCAGUGACUCAAAGCAGUCAGACGAGAUAGCGCAUAAUUUUUCUGUAUGUUAUGUCUUCUCUUUUCUGUGGCUGGCUCACAGCCCAACACUAGUACAAGGAAGUACACUACCUAAGCUUAAGCAUAAAAGACCAUGGGGUGAGCUGGAUUUGAAGAUGGUAAUUUAGAAACACCUCCCAUUCACUCCAAAGCAUUUUGAAAUGAUCUGCCAAAAAGUGUUCAGACUAACUCUUUCUAACUCACUAAGAGUAAUUCAGACUAAUCCUGUUUGCCCCUGCCUCCACUUUUUAUGCCUUUGCAUUGAGCACACAGAAAUGAAUUCAGUAAACACUGUUUUUGCUUUUUAACACAGUAAGAAAGGGAGAAUAUGGCAUUUUCUUGUCAUUUUGUUAAAGUUUUCUGCAUGACUAAGACUGCCAUUUCUCCUUCCACUCCCUUUUUCGACUUAUAUAGUCAGGUUGGUCAGAACGUGACUUUCAUGUUUUUCUUCUUUUGUUUUGUUUUUCUUGGCCUCUUUAGGUUCUCCCACUGACUUAGAACAGGAAGCUAAAAUUUGUCAUGAAUUCAUUGCUGGUCAUAGCGCUGCUGCCUUUGGCUCUUUUAAAGCCAGGUAUGGCCUUUGUCUCUAUUGGGGGUGGAGCAUCCACUCAUGUCAGCAUUACAGGAACGGCUAUAUUGCAGAAAGUGCGAGAGACGUGUCAGGCGGUGGCUGAGAAAAAUGGUUAUGAGUUCAACCCCACGGGUUCCUCUCCUGAAGAGCUGGUGCAAGCCUGUCUAGGUCCCACAGCAACAGGAGAGGUGUCUGGUGCCAAAUUUCAUUCUGCUCUUCAAGAGAUCUACGCCCAGAAUGGGUUGGUAGAUCGCGACUUUGUCAACAGUGCUCCACAUCACUUCAACUCUGAGGCUUUCUUGGAGGGGCGGAGCCUAAUCACACAGGGCAUGGUGGCCAUUAAAGCUAACGUUCACAAUGAGAAUUUUCAGGCUGCAAGGACAACACUGGGUAGAGUCCUUCACACACUACAGGACUUUUACAGUCACAGUAACUGGGUUGAGCUGGGGUACACAAAGCCAUACAGCAACCUCAUAAACCCAGGCCUCCCUCUGGAUAACCUGGCAGAUGUGAACACCCCCACCUGCAGUAACUGUGACAGUGCCAGUGGAACAUGCCCCAAUCAGCUGCUCCCCAACAUCCUAAAAGACAAGAAACUCACAUCUGGCUAUAUGGGAGUCUUUUCUUCUGUCAAGCCUAAAGGUAAAUGCAGCCAUGGAGGUGCAGCUGAUCAUACUAGCAAAAUCAAUCCUCGAGGAGGCAUCAGCAAAGAUGAGCGUCAUCAAGACAACUUGGCUUUUCACAACGCUGCUGUGCAAGCAGCAACAGACGCCAGUCUCGAGUUAUUGCAGGAUCUUCGCUUAGCUGUAGGAGACAGUAACUUUUUGAGAAUGAUGGGGAUUGCUCGCUCAUCUGUCUUGUGCUUCGUAAUUGACACAACUGGGAGUAUGUCAGAUGACAUUGAAGAAGCAAGAUCAGUUGUUUAUCAAAUCAUUGACGCAUACAAAGGAACACAAGACGAGCCCUCCGAGUACAUCCUGGUGCCUUUCAAUGACCCUGAGUUUGGACCUAUGAUCAGGACAACAGACGUGGAUAAGAUGAAAGAAGAAAUCUCGAAGCUUACAGCAAGUGGUGGAGGUGAUGAACCUGAGAUGUGCCUGUCAGGGCUUCAGCUUGCUCUGACAGGUGCUCCUUCCUCUUCUGACAUCUAUGUUUUCACUGAUGCUUUAGCAAAAGACAUUGAGCUCAAAGACACUAUCAAUGCUCUCAUUAGUAGCACUAAGUCAAAGGUGUCGUUCUUCAUUACUACACCAUUUAGCAGACGCCGUCGUUCCCUCAGAGCUGCUUCCUUUGACGACUACAAAGACAUAGCUCUGACCUCUGGAGGCCAGGCCAUUCAUGUUUCCAAAUCAGAGCUUUCUCAAGCCACAGAUAUUAUCCUUGACACCUCAACUUCAGCUCUGGUGACAGUUCUUCAGCGAGCAAGAAAUCCUGGAACGCAAGAGACCUUCCCCUUCACACUGGAUGAGUCAUUGAAAAACAUCACUAUCUGCAUCACAGGAAGAUCCAUUACUUUCACGCUGACAAACCCUGCUGGUGUAACCCAGAGUCAAAGUGAGGCCAGUGGUAAACUGGGCACCAUUCAGACUGUGGGCAACUUGCACAGGAUUCGCUUCAACUCUGAGAAGCAGGCAGGAAACUGGCAGAUCCACAUCAACUCCAACCAACCCUACACACUCAAAAUCACAGGCCAGAGUACAAUUACCUUUAUCUAUGACUUUGUGGAAAGCUUUGCUGGACCUCACCCAGGUUACGCAGUGCUCAGUGGGCGUCCACAAGAAGGCCAGUCAGCCACACUAAUACUGUCAGUUAUGGGUAGAAGAGGUCCGUCUUCGAUGACUGCUGAACAAGUUAGCCUGGCAAAAGUCUCAGGUCCUGAGAGUUUUAGCAAUGGUGUACUAACUCAGAUGGACAAUGGAGAAAUUCUGGUGACUGUUGAGGCUGUCCCUAAAGGCGAGUUUGUGGUCGUUGUAAAAGGAACUGACAAAGUGUCCAACAGUCAAUUUCAGAGGCAGUCAAACACCCAAAUGUCUCUCUCCAAAGUGAAGAUCCAGGCUGUGGUGGACAGCAGUGUGGAGCCAGGACAGACCUUUAAGCUUCCAUUCAGUGUGAUGACUCAGAGCUCUGGUGGAAAGUAUUCCAUCAGUGCCAGAAAUGACAGAAAUUUCCCCAUGAUUUUCCCAAAUGAACUCACCCUGGUAACUGGGCAAUAUGCCAAUGCUACAUUGACCAUAACACCACCUGCCAGCACGCAGUCAGGCACUGAUGUCACACUGACUAUUGACGCACAGUCAUCCAAUGGCGUUGACUCAAAUUAUGCUGUUUUGAGAUUGUCUGUUGUUACCAAGAUUACAGAUUUUAUUCAGCCAUUAUGUAAAGUGGUUAGCGUGCAGGAUAACAAAUGCCCUCGUGAUCUGUCCCAGUGUGAACAUUUCCAGUGGGGGCUCUCAGCUAACAUUACAGAUGGAAACGGAACUGGGAUAGAGAGCAUUUCCCUCCAUCAGGGUAAUGGAACCCUCACAUACACCUCACUGAGCGCUCCUAUCAUCGUGGCAAACUACAAUGCCUCUUGCUGCUCACAGACUGUUGAAAUAAUAGCUGUAGAUAAAGUUGGCAAUGUGGGAAAAUGCUACCAAUCAAUUGCUAGGUCAGGUGUCCCUCCUGCUCUUACUCUGUCGCUGCCACUGUGGAUAUGCCUGUUGGUAUCUGCCUUCUUAGUAAGGCCUUGAAAGACUCAGGUUACAUUAUGCUAAUCUUGUGUCUUUAAUCUGCGCCAAAUUUAAAUCAUUUAAAAUAAUGCACUUCUGCUAUAAUGUCUAUUUUGCUUACUGGUGUUCAGCUUAAAUAAAGCUUCUCUCAGCUUUUCCCUUAUUUAAAAGGGGCCACCAUAAGAGAUAGCCACUUGGUGGAUUUAGCACAGUUUUAUGUCAGAUAACCUCCUUGAAACAACAUUUCCAGGUAUUUGUGUCUCCUUCCAGUAUGAAAUGUUAACCACUAAACUUUGGAGACUACGGAAACUCAGUUUAAAUAAAACACUGAAAUAAAAUUAUGAAUCUAUACUUGUGUGAAAAUAAAAAGUCAGUUGUUUCUGAGUGUUUUAAGUAAUAUUGAUUACUUUGAAAUCUGUUGGUGAGACUGUUCUUUUUUUUAUUAUUGCUUUUGAAAUGCAGCAUUAAAAUAUUCACAGAUUUUUGUGUCCCAAUGCUUUUAGCAUAAGUAGGCAUAAUAUUGGUUAAACAAUGGGUAUUAUCCAUCCAUCCAUUCACUUCCGCUUAUCCUUUUCAGGGUCGUGGGGGGGUGCUGGAGCCUAUCCCAGCUAUCAUAGGGCGAGAGGCGGGGUACACCCUGGACAGGUCGCCAGUCUGUCGCGGGGGGAUAGGUGGGGAUAGGUUAAUUAUAGGUAUAGUUUUUAGUCAGAUUUAAAAACAUCAGUGAAAUAUGCUUCAUAAUGCCUUACAGAAGUCAUGUAUCGGGUUAUAAUUCCUUGGGCUAAAAGCUGAAGACUGUACAUUGUCCAAAUAAAUACAAUAAACAUGUGCUUCCAAAAUUUA